UACUCUGUGGUAGAGAUCAGCGAAUGGAUGAAUAAAAUUGAGUUGUUGUGCGGGAGGGGACUUGUUUUUACUUUUUAGCAGCAGCAAGGUCGUUCUUUGUGUCAAAAUUCUACUUGUGACGAACAAUCAAAUUUUUAUUAUUUAUAACGAGUAAGCUACUGUUUGUGUUCCGUAACAAAGGUCAUAGUGCGCGUAUGUUGUAAAUAGUGAUUAUUGAAACCAGAUCGUAAUAUCGAACGGUCCAAUGAGUUUGGGAGGAGGUCACAGCGCCGAGGGAUCAAAUGCGGGAGGAAUAUUCGUCCAAUUCAAUCAAGAUUGCACGUCUCUGGUAGCGGGGAGUAGUAGUGGCUACCACCUGUUUGCGCUCACCCCUGAUGAUGGAAUUGAGGAAAUCUAUGCGAGCCGGUCGGGGCAAGAUACCUGCCUGGUGGACAGACUCUUCAGCAGUUCCCUGGUGGCUAUUGUCACUGUUGCGGCGCCCAGGAAGCUCAUCGUGUGCCACUACAAGAAGGGCACGGAGAUCUGCAACUACAGCUACAGCAACAGCAUCCUGGCCGUGAAGCUCAACCGCUCGCGCCUCGUGGUGUGCCUGGAGGAGUCGCUGCACAUCCACAACAUCCGCGACAUGAAGAUCCUGCACACCAUCCGCGACACGCCGCCCAACCCGCGCGGCCUGUGCGCGCUGGCGCCCGGCGCCGACCGCUGCCUCGUGGCCUACCCGGGCAGCAGCGCCGUGGGCGAGGUGCAGGUGUUCGACUGCGUGCACCUGCACGCCACCUGCGUGCUCAGCGCGCACGACAGCCCGCUGGCCGCGCUGGCCUGGUCGGCGUGCGGCCGGCGCCUGGCCACGGCGUCCGAGCGCGGCACCGUCAUCCGCGUGUUCGCCGUGCCCGAGCGCGCGCGCCUCUACGAGUUCCGGCGCGGCGUCAAGCGCUGCGUGGCCAUCGCGUGCCUGGCCUUCAGCGCCUGCGGCGCCUUCCUGGCCGCCACGUCCAACACGGAGACCGUGCACGUGUUCCGCCUGGGCGAGCCGGCGGCGCGCGCCGACGGCGACGGCUGGAUGGACUGGCUGUCGUCGGCCGUGGCGGCGGGCGCGGGCUACCUGCCGGCGCCCGUGGCCGGCGUGCUGGCGCAGGGCCGCGCCUUCGCGUCGGCGCGACUGCCGCGCGCCGCCGCCCGCGCCGUGGCCGCCGUCACCAACGUGGCCCGCAGCCCGCGCCUGCUCGUGGCCACGGACGCGGGCGCCGUGCACGUGUUCGCGCUGGACGCGGCCGACGGCGGCGACUGCGCGCUGCUGCGCACGCACCGCCUGCUCGACGCGCCGCCGCCCGAAGAGUCGGAGCGCGCGGGCGAGCUGGGCGCGGCGCUGGCGGGCGAGCCGGCGCGCGGCGCCUUCGACCUGCGCGACCCGCGCCACUUCCCGCCCAUGCGCCAGGCCGCCGCCCCCGAGUAGGCCGCCGACGCGCCGGCCGCCGACGCGCCGGCGGCGCCGCCUCGGCUGCCGGCGUCUCUCGGAGUGGCGACCCCAGCUGGUGCGUCGCUUGCGUGUGAAUAAUGGAGUUGUAAUUAUUAUGCUAACCGGAAUUAGUUUUAAGUCUUCGUUCGGUCGAUCGUAAGUCUCGCGCCGCAUCGGAUGAGGACUAUGUUUGAUUGUUCGCGGGAAUGUGAGCGAGGCGGUCGCCGACCCUGUACAUAGCUGUACCAUACGAGCCCUUGUAAUAUAAUUAUUGUGACGUAAUGUAUUAGUUAGUUUUACCAUGUGAUAGCGUUCGGGAGAGUCGGGUCGAGUGGAUGUGUGGAUGUGUGGAUGUGAUUGGAACGUGUGCCUGCUGCAUUGAAAAAAAAAUGACAAAAAAACUAAAUAUAAAACUGCGACCGUCGCGGGACCGUCUGUCCGGACGCAUCAGGGCUCGGGACGGGCCUGGGGUCUCCUUAACUUCACUGACGAGCCGGCCCGAACACGGAUCGGUAACGACGAGUCUCGUGAAUUGUAAAUAAACUGUUUGACCCAACAAAGCCGCCGGCGGGUCCGGACAGACAUACAUAAUGAAAAGUUCUGAUGCGGCUUCACAUAUCAGAAGCGAAAUUAUUUUUAGUUAAUUAUAAAUUCGAAUUUAACCGAAGUGAACGGCGUCUUCGACACUCGAGUAAUACACACAUCACCAGAGUAGUUCUUUUUUGAUUGUUAAAAAGAUCCCACCAGUCGCUACUCCGCAAAAAAGUAUUAAUACAGCUUCUUGCAUUUCAUUAGGUUCUAAUUUUUUUGCAAAAUAAUUUAAUGCGCUAAAUAUUGACAGCUGUAAAUACCAAAAAUGUUGAUUAAAUUAUUAAUAUUAUUGACGCGAUUUAACUGUAUUAGGUGUUGUUCGAGAGGGCGGUAACUUUUGGUGUUUCAUUAAGUGGCUAUUGAAGUUAAUAAAUUAAGAACUGUUAAGGGGGCUGCCUUACGUGUAGCGCAAGCUGGCCCACCGCAAUUGGUAAAAUAGCGAGCGAAUGAGUGCGGAGUAGCCGGGCACGAAUAUUAAAAUUGUCGCUUAUGUCUGCUGCGGAAAAAAAACAAAAUUGUACAUAUUAAAUAAAUAUUUUAUAAAACCUCA
Pararge aegeria (speckled wood butterfly) is the source of this 2597-nucleotide messenger RNA. Its product is annotated as WD repeat domain phosphoinositide-interacting protein 2. Gene Ontology annotation, cellular component: extrinsic component of membrane; phagophore assembly site membrane; cytosol. Bases 245 to 1453 code for a protein of 402 amino acids. Gene Ontology annotation, molecular function: protein binding; phosphatidylinositol-3,5-bisphosphate binding; phosphatidylinositol-3-phosphate binding. Gene Ontology annotation, biological process: protein localization to phagophore assembly site; nucleophagy; protein lipidation. The transcript has 4 exons. NCBI's taxonomy places the organism in Eukaryota, Metazoa, Arthropoda, Insecta, Lepidoptera, Nymphalidae. The record is from RefSeq and is a predicted model, not a curated record.